Messenger RNA from Toxotes jaculatrix (banded archerfish), 2958 nucleotides. RefSeq names its product SUMO interacting motifs containing 1 (gene simc1). The transcript has 10 exons. Bases 425 to 2836 code for a protein of 803 amino acids. Lineage: Eukaryota; Metazoa; Chordata; Actinopteri; Toxotidae. The record is from RefSeq and is a predicted model, not a curated record.
UGGAAGCGUCAAGUUUCAGAUGUGCCAGUGAAACAGUUGAACCGAACCACAUGGACAACAUACCAGUGGAUAUUAUUUUCCGGGUGUAGUUGAGUUUUAAGGUAGUUAGCUCCCGUGAAGUAUGAGGGUACGACCAAAAUCAAAACUACCGACAGCAUCAGGCGCAUGUAACUGACGAUCUCUGACAAGGAAACGAAAAUAUGUCCAGAGGUUACAUGUCUCACUGGAGGACUCAGCUUGUGCUUCCUACAAAACACGAUGGAGAAUUGCACAUUAACGCCAGCUCCUCUUUCUUUAGAGCUCUGGCGACUAUCAUGGGCCUGCUUUAGAUGAUGCUCGAGCGAGCUCCGGCUAGUUUUUUUUUUUAAUCCAGCAUUAGCUUCUUAAAUUACUGUCCCCUCUGAGGUCGGAUAAAUGAGGAGAAAUGGAUGAUGUUAUCACUCUCAGCUCCGACGACUCCGAUGUGGAGAUCGUCGGCUCCUUCAAGACUGAGCCGCUGCCCCUGGCGUCUGUGCGGAUUGACGUCGAUGCCGUUAAAGUCAACGUCCCACCGCAUUUUAUCGACCUCACAGAUCCAAGGUGGACUCUUCCAGAACUGAAAAGGUGCAAAAGACAAAAUUCCACUGCCUUGACAGUGGCAGACUUGACUGAACACAACAUAGCAAAUGGUACACAACAGGAGACAGAGAAUUUGCUUCCAGGUGACUGUAAAAUAAAAAAAGAAAGUUCAAAUAAAGAUCACACCUCAGACAAACAAGAUGUUAAUUUACAGGAAAGCUCUUCGAGAGAAUCAGCUGUUCUUGCUCAACAGCAGGCCUGUGGUAACCUAACUCCAAAGUGGAGACGUCUGAAUUCUCAAACACAACACCAAAUGCUGGACUCUAAAGAACAUUCCCGCUAUCACAUACCAUCUGUAGAAUUGAGACGACUGCCUUUUCUCGAAACGCAUGUGAGGGAACUGAAAACAUCAAGUUGUUCUGUUUAUUUUACCAAAGACUGUGCACAAAUGUCACUGUCCUUUACACAAAUGGACAUUAACAACGAUGCACCAGAAUGCAUGAGUAAUUUGAGGACACCUACAUCACCACAUGGUCCUUGUAUGGAGCCUUCACUGGACGAGUCUCCUCCUAAGGUGACUGAAUAUCUUAUCGGACAGGAACAGCAGGAGGACAAUAACGAAUUUACAAGCACACAGUUAGAUGACUUCUGUGGUCAUUCAUCCCCCCACUCUCCCACCACCAGACUAAACCCUUCUGAGCUUUUUGACCUUGACUCUAUGCUCCACAGAAGUCCCUUAUCUCACAAUCUUCAGAGCCACACUGACCCAACACCCACCUCUGAACAUACACCAGCUGAAAACACAUCUGAAUGGCAAUCAGAUGAGGCUAUGGCUGAAAGGGGCUCUGACAGCCUUGACUUCUUGCACUGUAACAUCCCUAGUGAACCACAGUUCUCAGUGCCUAAAACUGAGGACAUGGAUAAAGGAUCUGAGACCGGGUCAUACAGAGGGGAUCUGGGAAUUGACAGUCCGGUGUCUUUUCAUUGGCAAGACGGGAGUGACGGAGAAGAAGUGAACCAAGAGAGCAGAUUUGAUAAAGAAUUCAGGACGGCCAGUAGAGAGGACAGGCAUUUUGUGUGUCCAGUUACACUCAGGAAAAUAAUGUCUGGGCCAGGUCAAGCCUUGAUUGAUUUGGAAGAUGAAGGUUUGGGAACUCCAGAGGUGCUAUGCCGUCAGAGCCUGAGCCUGGUUUACAGUACCAUUGAUGAGAACUACCCAGAGGGCACUUUGCAGCUCUUGUCUGACCUACUACAGCCUGGUUUCUAUCCCCCCAGAGAUAUCACUACCCAUCUACUCCGCAGCAUUCUGCUCGAUCCACAGUGUCCCAGUCACCUGUGUGUGCAGGCCUUUAAUCUGCUGAUGAGGACACAGAGACACCACAUGGCUGAUAAAACCACAGUUGCAUGGGACUGGGAGUUAUUGACCUCAGUCGUGGUGAGUCAGGACGGCAUAAAGAGACAUCGAUGUGAGGUUGUGCGCAUGCUCCUGGAGUACGUUGUGCAGACGUUAGAGGAUGACUUCCAGGCCAAGCGUUCUGUUUCUGCGCUCCACCAGUCGGUUGCCAAAGCCACAUUGUCAUGUGAUCAGCAGUUCUCUCAAGUCAAGGACGUCAUCAAGUGGCUUUUUUCUGCCAUUAUGAAAUCAACAGAGCAUGGAGAUAGUAGAAAAAGCGCCAGAGAGAGAGAUGAACAAAUCAGAAUGGUGUCCAUCUUCCAGAGGAUGCUGUCUCUGGCUUUAGAGGUAGAUCGCUCUCCAGCUCUCAGCUCUGCCAAGCUGUCCCAGGAGCUCUUCCAUAUGCUCAUCAGCAAUAUGCCUUUACGAGCACACAGGAUGUUGUUGCUGGAGAGCCUGCAAAGCAAUCUGCUGAGAUGUAAGCUGUUGGAACAUCUGUUGGACUAUGCAUGCCCACAGAAAAUCUCUGUGCCCAUGUCGCUUAGUCUGCUGCUUCACUUUAUGAAGAACUGCACUCUGGCACCAGACCCUAUGGACGGUACUGAAAGGUGGCAGAGGUGGGAAGAGCUGGUCCAUCUUCUCUGGAUGUUACUGCUCAGCUACAACAAAGCGAUGAAAGGCUAUCUGUGCAGCUCAGUCACUGAACAAAGAGUUGGCACGCUGGUCUACAAACCAGAUGACAAGGUAUCCAAGCCCGCCAUCCGCGAAGCUGUGGAGGCCUUCCUGUCCAGAUCCCAGGCUGACCUCGGCCAAACAUUACCUCUCCAUGUGGAAGAGUCUCUCACUUAUCUACAGGAUCACCUGGUAGCUGUCUGUCAGUGUUGAAUUAAAAGCUCUUUCUUGUGCUUGUUCUCUUUGAAGACCUGUGACGCACUGAAUUAAUUUAAUAUUUAUAAUUUUCUAGCUUUUAUGUUGUACACUUUGAAUUUUAAAUAAAGAUUUUAUGA